This is a messenger RNA of Prorocentrum cordatum, 711 nucleotides long. Lineage: Eukaryota; Dinophyceae; Prorocentrales; Prorocentraceae. The record is from the annotation of a GenBank genome assembly.
AUGCCCUCCGCGGAGCGCAGCAGCCGAGCCGCCGCCGCACCCCGCGCCAGGCCAGCAGCGUCAUGCACCGCCAGCGCGGCCCCGCGGGCCGCAGCCAGCGCUGCGCGGCGAUCCGUCGCCGCCGCCAGCGGAGGCCCGCCGCGUGCCAGGGGGCCCAGCGGCGGCGAGCUCGACGCGGACACGGACCAGCGUGAGCGGGUCGUGAGCGAGGGCUACGUCAAAGAGGCCACGGCCAAGACAGUCGAGAUCGAGGCUGGCAUAGACAAGGUUAACGCGGCAGAACUCCCCUUUUUGAAGGGGCUCGAGGUGUUGCCCUUGAAGGAGGCCCAGGAUACCAUCACAGAGUCAGAGAAGGUUGCGACGGACGUCUCCAAGAACGUGACCGACGCACGUAACUACAUCGCCGCCAAGAGCCUCGAGGUCAAGAAGUUCGCCGAAGCCGCCACCAAGCCGGCGGUGGAGGAGUUCACCAAGCUCACGGAGCGCAUCAACAGCGCCGCGUCGAAGCUGUCCCAGUUCCGCAAGGAGACCGAAGGCCGGAAGAAGUCCGUGCAGCUCCAGGAGGCCGGGGACAAGGUCGAGAAGGCCGACGAGGAGGUCAAGAAGCUCGCAGAGGCCAUUGAGCCCCUAUCCAAGGACCGGCGGCUGGAAGGGCGGAAGGCAUUGGCCUCGCAGAGGGUUCUGUCUGAGGCGUGGGUGGCGGGAGUCUGA